AUGUGGAAGUUGAAGAUAGCAGAAGGUGGAGAAAGGUUGAUUUCAGGGAACAAUUUCAUUGGACGUCAACACUGGGAAUUCGAUCCAAAUGCUGGAACUCAACAAGAACGUGAUGAGAUUGAAAGGUUGCGCUAUGAAUUCACCAAAAACCGAUUUUCCACCAAAGUUAGUUCUGACCUCUUUAUGAGAAUGCAGCUCACAAAGGAGAAUAAAUGUUGCCCCAUUCCACCAGCUGUGAAACUGAGAGACGUAGAUAACAUAACAGAGGAGGCAUUGAUUACUACAAUAAGAAGAGCAAUUAGUUUCUCUUCCUCAAUUCAAGCUCAUGAUGGGCACUGGCCUGCGGAAUGUGCUGGUUCAUUGCUUUCGAUUCAACCAUUUGUAAUGAUUCUCUAUAUCACUGGAUCCCUUGAUGAGGUUUUAGGUCCCGAACAUAAGAAGGAAAUUGUUCGAUACUUGUAUAAUCAUCAGAAUGAAGAUGGUGGGUGGGGACUGCAUAUAGAGGGUCCUAGCACAAUGUUUGGUUCUGCAUUUAGCUAUAUUGCAUUGAGGAUACUUGGAGAAAGGCCUGAAGAUGGUGAGAACAUGGCAAUGGACAGAGGUAGAAGAUGGAUCCUCGACCACGGUGGUCUCGUAGCUAUUCCAUCAUCGGGAAAAUUUUUCGUCUCGGUACUUGGAGUUUAUGAGUGGUCAGGCUGCAUGCCAUUUCCUCCAGAGUUUUGGUUAAUGCCGAAAUUCAGCCUUUUUCAUCCAGGCAAAAUGUUGGGUUACUCUCGGUUGAUUUACAUGAACAUGUCAUAUUUGUAUGGAAAGAAAUUUGUGGGCGCAAUCAAUAGCCUAAUUAAAUCACUGAGAGAAGAGUUGUACAACGAGCCUUAUGAUCAAAUCAACUGGAAUAAAGCCCGGAAUACUGUUGCCAAGGAAGAUAUGCACUUCCCACGUCUUUUAAUCCAAGAUAUGUUAUUUGGUCUGCUACAUCACGUGGGAGAGCGUUUCCUAAAUUGUUGGCCUUUUUCUAAGAUAAGACAAAUGGCAAUAGAAGCUGCUAUUAAUCAGAUACGUUAUGAGAACGAGAACAGUAAAUACCUUUGCUAUGGAAUCGCAGAUAAGGUGUUCGGUUUGCUAUCACGUUGGGUUGAUGAUCCAAACUCAAAGGCAUACAAACUUCAUUUAGCCCGUAUCCCUGAUUACCUUUGGGUCGCAGAAGAUGGCUUGAAAGUGAAGGUAUUUGGUAGCCAGAGUUGGGAUGCAGCAUUUGCUAUACAAGCAAUAGUUGGUUGUAACGUGAGUGAGGAUUAUGGUCCUACACUUAAGAAAGCACAUCACUUUCUUAAGUCUUCACAGGUAGUUGAAAACCCAUCAGGUGAUUUUAGGGCAAUGUACAGACACAUUAGCAAAGGAGCAUGGACAUUCUCAAUACAAGAUGAAGGUUGGCAAGUUUCCGACUGCACUGCAGAAGCACUCAAGGCCACACUCCUAUUGUCACAAAUGCCUACUGCUCUCGUUGGAGAAAAAAUGGAAACAGAGCGAUUCUAUGAUGCUGUUAAUGUGAUCCUCUCUCUACAAAGCAAUAUUGGUGGGUUCACUGGUUGGGGUCCUCAAAAUACGCAUCGUUGGUUUGAGAAAAUCAAUCCAAGUGAAGUCUUUGAAGGCGGCCUGGUUGAGAUUGAGUAUGUUGAAUGCACUGGAUCCGCAAUCUCAGCUCUAGGUCUCUUCAAAAAACUAUACCCUAACCAUAGAACAAAGGAAAUAAGUAACUGCAUCGCGAAAGGAAUCUGUUACAUUGAAAACACACAAAAUCUUGAUGGCUCAUGGUAUGGAUCUUGGGGAAUUUGCUACACGUACGCUACUUGGUUUGCUGUGAAAGGACUAAUAGCUUCUGGAAAGAACUACAAUAACUGUCCAUCAUUACGAAAAGCUUGUCAAUUUCUGUUGUCAAAGCAGCUUUCUAAUGGUGGGUGGGGGGAGAGUUACUUGUCAUGUCAAAACAAGGUUUAUACAAACCUAGCACAUGACCGUGCAAAUUUAGUUCAAACUUCGUGGGCUUUGCUAUCCCUUAUAGGUGCAGGGCAGGCUGAAAUAGAUCCUACACCAAUACAUCGUGGAAUGAAGUUGCUAAUCAAUUCACAAAUGGAAGAUGGAGACUUCCCACAGCAGGAAACAACUGGAGUAUUUAUGAGGAAUUGUGCCAAUAACUACUCAGCAUAUCGAAACUUCUAUCCCAUAUGGGCAAUGGGAGAGUAUCGUCGCCAAAUGUCAUAACUUGACUUUGUUUAUGAGCAUGGUGUUCUAUUUGUUAUGUUUAAGCCCUAACAAGUAACUUAGUAAUCUCUUUUUAUGAGUUGUAUUUGCUGGUAUUGUAUCAUUGUUUAUUUUAUUAUCAUUGAAGUUU
Molecule: messenger RNA, 2392 nt
Organism: Medicago truncatula (barrel medic)
Lineage: Eukaryota; Viridiplantae; Streptophyta; Magnoliopsida; Fabales; Fabaceae
Product: lupeol synthase
Exons: 17
Coding region: 1-2262 (753 amino acids)
Biological process (GO): triterpenoid biosynthetic process
Cellular component (GO): lipid droplet
Molecular function (GO): intramolecular transferase activity
Source: RefSeq, a predicted model, not a curated record